Messenger RNA from Hydractinia symbiolongicarpus, 4976 nucleotides. Its product is annotated as putative ubiquitin carboxyl-terminal hydrolase 50. Gene Ontology annotation, biological process: protein deubiquitination. The transcript has 2 exons. Lineage: Eukaryota; Metazoa; Cnidaria; Hydrozoa; Anthoathecata; Hydractiniidae. Bases 1 to 1140 code for a protein of 379 amino acids. The record is from RefSeq and is a predicted model, not a curated record. Gene Ontology annotation, molecular function: cysteine-type endopeptidase activity; cysteine-type deubiquitinase activity. Gene Ontology annotation, cellular component: cytosol; nucleus.
AUGGAGACUUGGAAUGGAGUUAAGGUUGAUAAAUACUCGUCACUUUGUUCCGUCAUGAGAUUAAACAAUUGGUCUGUGCAUUUCUUUGCUGUUGAAGUAGGAGCUAAAGGAUUUUGUUCCGAAACAGUUAGUCUGCCCCGUCGCCUCAGCUUUUCUAACAUGUCUGUGCGUUCCACUCGGAAAUCCCUUACUGAGUCAUCUAUGCGAUCGUCGUUUUACAUCUGGCUAUCUCGAGAUUCUUUGUCUUGGAUUCAUCCUGAAUCACUAGGCAGCAACAGCGGCUUGCUAAAUUUGGGCAACACAUGUUACAUCAAUUCCAUCUUGCAAUGUUUUUAUGUGUUACCUGCAGUCGCCACAGCCAUCUCUGCAAAUGAUUCCAAUAUGCCGAUAGGUAAAAGUUUUGUAAGUAUUCUACGCAAACUAUCCUCCUCCAAGGUUCCAGUGAACACUUCUUCAUUUCUAAAUGCAUUAAAAGGCCAUGUUUCUAAUGCAAGGGGUGCUGCUUUUAAUCCGUUCUCUCAGCAACAUGCCCUAGAGAUUCUUGAGUAUCUCAUACCAGAGUUGUCCUUAGCCUUUCCUUUCUUUGGUAGAUUAUUCAACACUCGUGUGAAAAUCUGCACUACUUGCAGCGCUUGCAAUAAUAUUAGCACCUCUAAGCAAGUAAGUCCAUUUCUUCAACUGCCCUUGACAUUGACUGUACAAUCUUCAAUAGAUAACUUUUUGGAGAGCGAAGAAUUGUCAGGUGUCAACUCGUACUUCUGUCACUACUGCAAUAGUUACCAAACUGCAACAGUUGAAAAAGAGGUCGCAGAGUGCAGUUCAAUUUUGGUUCUGCAAUUAAAGCGCUUUGCCUAUAACAAAGGUCAUGUGUCUAAGGUUUGUUCGCCUGUCACAUCUUACCCGGGCACCGUUUCUAUACCUAUCACUGUAGACAGUGAAGUCUCCUGUCGCAAGCACUACAACUUAAGGGCUGUAAUUAACCACUACGGAAAUUUGUACAAUGGCCAUUACACUACUAUUGCUUAUAACCAAGUGCAUGGUAAGUGGUUUUAUUGCAACGACAGAGCAGUGGUCCCUUGCAAACAAAGCUUGCUUAAUGGUGUACAACCUUACAUCCUUUUCCUUAAAGAGGUUAGGUAAAUUGCAGUCAGCACCACAACUUCCGGCUUAUGUCAGCAAGGGGGUUUGACUAUUCUUUUUUUCUUUUUUUUUUCUUUUUUUUUUGUAGUCUUUGGAGAGUGACGACUCCACUUACUACCCCAGUCAAAAUAAAAUCGAAAAACAAAAAAAAUUACGCCAGCAAGGGGGUUUGACUGUACCAGGUCCUAUCUUUGGAGAGUGACGACUCCACUUAUUACCCCAGUCAAAAAUAAAACAAAAUCAAAUAAAAAUUAAGUUAGCAAGGGGGUUUGAUCAUAGUAGGUCUUGUCUUUGGAGAGUGACGACUCCACUUAUUAUACCAGGUAAAAAAAACAAAAAAAAUAUUGGCAGGGGGGUUUGAUCACACAUGAUCUUGUCUUUGGAGAGUAACGACUCCACUUAUUACAUGAGUUAAAAACAAAGAGUAGCACAGUUGAACAGAAACUUUAUUUACACCCACCGUCCCUGUAGACAAGAUACUUCAGUGCAGCUUGCUGUAUUGUAAACCUUUUAUUGAUGACAGUUGACAAAGAAACUUCAUGUAUCAAUAUUGGAGCUCUUAGGGUCUAGUAAAUUUUUGCCAGCCUGAUAGGGAUGUAUUAUAUCGAACGAAAUUUGACUCGACCCUGCCAUGAUGAUAAAAUGAAAUGAAAUAUAUUUCCAGCCUAAAAUAAAAAAUAAGAUACAAAAUCUACCGUUAGAAAAAUAUCGUUCGUGACAAUAAGAAAGCAAAUAAAUGUUACUUUACUACGGAGGCCAAGGAGUGCCAAUCCGAAUUUCUCGUUAAAUCCGAGUUUCAUGUUAAAUCCGUAUUUCAAAAUUACAGAAUCAACAUUUCAAAGUUCAAAUCCGCAUUUCAAUGAUCAAAUCCGGAUUUCGAAGUUCAAUUCCAUAUUUCAAUGUUUAAAUACAUUUUUUAUAGUAUAAAUCCGCAUUUCAAUGAUCAAAUCCGCAUUUCAAAUUUGCAAUCUUCAUUAAAGUUCAAAUCCGCAUUUCAAAGUUCAAAUCCGCAUUUCAAAGUUCAAAUCCGCAUUUCAAAGUUUAAAUCCGCACUUCAAAGUUCACAUUUUAAAAUCGCUAUAUUAUAAUCAUAUGGCCUAAUGGGGAAGGUGACUGUGAGAUAAUUCAGAAAUGUUUUGCCAUCAUUGCGGAAAAGAAUUAGGAAAGGAUGACUUGUUUUGUGGUAGUUGUGGUACUAUAAGGAAAGGAAAUAAUUGUAUUGAGUCGUGUUCAGAACAGCAGCUUAUAACAACAUGUUUACAACGUGGAAUCCCAUACGAAGAAAUUAUUUAAAUUUUGAAAAAGCAAAAUUCUAUCGUAAUGAGUCUUCGCACAUUUAAAAGACGUUUACAAAGUUGCGAUUUAAGUAAAUCUGAUUACAGUAAAUUCAAUCAACCUAACAAUCUCAUUCAUUCUGAGCUUCAGAAAUCAGGUCCUUCGUCACAAAUUGGUUAUCGUAGUAUAUGGAAUAAACUGAGGACAACGUAUGGGUUAAAUAUUCCACGGGAUACUUUAAUGAACAUACUUAGAGAGCUUGAUCCGGAUGGCUGUAAAAAAGGAAGUGUCGAAGAUUAGACAGGCGAGUUUAUCGUUCUGAUGGACCUACUACUACAUGGUAUACGGACGGGUAUGAUAAACUAAAGCCGUACGGCUUCCUAAUACAUGGCUGUGUAGAUGGGUUUUCCAGAAAUAAUUUGUGGUUAAGGGUAGUAAGGUCAAAUAAUGCUUCAGCUCUACUUGCAAGUCUAUUCAUUCAAGCAAUUCAGACCUUAGAAUAUCGUCCUAAAAGCGUUCAAAUCGACUGUGGUUUUGAGAACGCAAAAUUAGCAGCUUUACAGUGUGCGCUAGCUGACAAAUUAGAAUUUCAUAGCUAUGGCUCAUCUCAUUCAAAUCAACGAAUUGAAAACUUUUGGAGUCAUUUUUGAAGGGGCUACUUAAAUUGGGUAAUAAAUUUUUUCAAAGAAAUAGUAUCAACUAGACGUCUCAAACUAGUCCAUCAUGUUUAUACGGAAUGUUUGCUUUGUGUUCUCGAAAUCUCUGCAACAGGAACUAGACACAAUGUCGGAGGAAUGGAAUAAUCAUCAAAUUAGAGCAUCGAAAUUUGCUCAAGUUUCCGGAAUUCCAGAUCACCUCUUUAAUUUCCCCGAAAUAAAUGGAUUUGAAAGGAUUUGAAAACCAAGGAAUUAAAGUUGAUUGCGAAGACAUUAGGCAUUUAUUAGAAGAGGUUGACAUACAUAAAGAAGCAUUAAAUUUCGACGACCAUUAUUUGCAUACUUCUCGCAUUACAAAGGAAAAUUUGUUAUAUCCAUCAAAGAGUUGGCAAAAUGCUUUACAUAUUUUUUUGUAAUCAUUGAACGCUGUGAAUGUUAAGAAGAUAUUACCUUGUAACGAUAUACUGUUGUUGUUUAGGUGCAUUCACUAGUGAAAUUUGAACAAACCACUUUGGCUGUAAAAAGUAAUUUGUUAGUGGGGUAGAAAAUUAGAACAUACUAAAUUUUUUAUUCCACUUGGAAAUAUUUUUUUCUUUAUCGCAGUGUUUUUAUCCUCUAUCUAUCUGUAUAUAUAUAAAAAAAUAAUAAAAAUAAAAGUAAAGAAUAAACUAAUGUGAGAUAUGCCGUCAUUUUUUUUAAAGUCCAAGGUAAACAAUAUUUACAUUCACUUCUGAGCAAAAGAUUAAAACUAGCUACUAGUUAGGGAAAAAUUUAAACAAAACAAGCAUAACAGAAACGAAUUUUUUAAUCUUAGUUAAAAUUACGUUAACUACCAUGAUAACAUAUUUGUUUAGGCUCAAUCCAUAUAUAACCAAAUAAAAAAGCACUAUAAGUAAAAACUUACCCUAUUAAAAUAUAUCCAAUAUAUAGAUGACAAAAAGAUUUGCAACAAAACAGAAAAAGAAAAUAACAUUUCAGUCCCUAAGAUCUUCCAAAACCAAAGUCCAUUGAAAUUGCACCAAUAAUAUUCUGCCAUCUUUUUCUUCGCAAUCUAUGUGCGUGGGAAAUGUGACAUGUGUGUCCACUUCAGCUUCUCCAAUGAAUAUUAUGUUGUAUAGGCAGCCAGGCUCGUUCCAUUUUUUAUUGAAGAAGGACACAAAAUCAGCAAAACUAUGCUCUUCGUACAUGUAUUGAAAGGUCGGUGUUACGACUGAUCUUUGCUUACUGUAAUGCUGAGUGGAUUUUAAUUAAAACAUCCUCGUCUUUUAAUAUAGGGUUUUCUGUUUGUUCCUCUUCCAUUCCUGUAUUCAAAUUUUGAUUCUCAUCUUCGGAAUAAAAUACUUUCUGUUCUCGUAAUACAUGCAUUUACAUGUUGCUCAAUAGAUGAAGCAGGGUGUUGUUUAUUACAAACUGGGCAUAACACUCCAGCUGUUUACUUCCAUGCAAAAAAUCUGAGAAUAUACUAUCAAUGUUAUCUGAAAUGUUGGGUAAAAGAUCGUCAAACAGAUUUUCAUUACAAGUAUCCACAGAUGGUGAUGCUUGUGUUGAUUUAGUUGGCAACAAUGGUUUAUUUUCAAUUGCGUCGACUACAUUACUUAUAGAUGAUAAACUUUGUUGAGCAUCAUUUACUUUAUCAUCAUAGAAGGAUGCAGCAAGGUGUAAAUAUAGAUCAAUUUUCGAAAAUGGUUUUGCAAGUUCAGUUUUAUACUUUUCCACGGUAAAUAGGACAAUGGAUUCAGGAAUAGUAAUAACUUUUUUUUAGUCAGAAUAUAGCAGAACAUAGGUAUCUAAACCACAAAAAAAUUGGUCAUGGUUCGAAUGUUUAUUAACUGUUUCAGCCAGUACCUUACUAGCAGCAAAUGAUUUUAGUACUUUAACGGGCAGUCUGCUACCUCGUACAAUUGC